Pteropus alecto (black flying fox) is the source of this 426-nucleotide messenger RNA. Its product is annotated as cystatin-13. The transcript has 3 exons. Bases 1 to 426 code for a protein of 141 amino acids. Gene Ontology annotation, molecular function: cysteine-type endopeptidase inhibitor activity. NCBI's taxonomy places the organism in Eukaryota, Metazoa, Chordata, Mammalia, Chiroptera, Pteropodidae. The record is from RefSeq and is a predicted model, not a curated record.
AUGGCCAGAUUCUGCCCAAGCCUGCUGCUCCUAGUGGCUGCUGUUGUCCUCGUGUCCAAAGGUGUCCAUGCCUGGGGCUCACCAAAGGUGGUGAGAAAAUUCCAAGACAUCCCGGAAACCUAUGUUUAUGUGCAACAGGCACUGUGGUUCGCCAUGAAAGAGUAUAACAAGAUCAGCAAAGACAAGUACAUCUUCAAGGUGGUGAAAGUUCUAAAGUCCCAGGAGCAGGUCACAGAUAGUUUGGACUACUUUCUUGAAGUCAAAAUUGCCCGAACAAUGUGCAAGAAAAUUUCAGGAGAGAAUGAAAACUGCUUAUUACAAAAGAAUCCGAAAAUGCAAAAGGAGUUCCUUUGCACCUUUAUUGUUGCAUCCAGACCCUGGAAAUUUGAACUCACUAUGCUGAAGCAACAAUGCAAAGAUAUCUAA